AUGGAUUCUACGCUUCACAGAGGGCUGAAGCUCGAUAUUCCUGCAAAUCGCUCUCAGGAAUCAGGUCAAGACGAAAAAAGCAUGAAACCAUCACAAAAACCUGCAGGUGUUCCAGCAGGGCCGCCCGGUCCACCUGGAGGAUGGCUACAUACUCGAAUGUCUAAACAACAAGAAAUUCUCUUCAAUAUAAUGAUCGCCUUCUUACAAAUUAUCCCCCAAUCUACGUUAACGACAGUCUUUCCAAUCAGUCGGUAUAUCGCUCAGACAUUUGCGAUACAGAACAACUUGAUCCUACCUUGGGUGGUGGCGGCUUAUGCAUUAUCAUUUGGCACAUUUAUCCUCAUCGGUGGGCGCUUGGGGGAUAUUUUCGGUCAUAAAUCCUUAGUCGUUAUCGGUUAUUGCUUCAUGAGCUUCUGGAGUGUUGUUGCCGGGCUGAGUCAUUACGCUGGGUAUGAGCUAUUCUUCAUUGCUCGAGGUUUCCAGGGCAUCGGAGCGAGUCUCAUGGUCCCCAACGGACUGGCCUUACUCGGACGGACCUAUCCUCCUGGUUCAAAGCAAAAGAUUCUCUCCUUCACCCUGUUUGGACUUUUCGCACCAGUGGGAGCAUACUUGGGUAUGCUUUUUGGUGCUUUAUUCACCGAGUAUUCUACCUGGUGGUGGGGCUUCUACACAUUAGCUGUUGUCACGAUCCUACUCGCAGUGACCGCUCAGGUUGUUCUCAUUUCACCGCCUCGAACACCAAAACAGAUGAAACCCACCAAAGACAAACUGCGAGAUAUGGACUGGCUUGGAGCUAUUACCGGCGUAGGUGGCCUAAUCUGUGUACAGGUCGCUCUUGUGUCUGCACCUGCUGCCGGCUGGAGCACACAAUACAUCUAUAUGCUUCUCGUCAUUGGACUGAUACUGAUCGCUUUCUUCAUCAUUGUUGAAAUCAAAGUAGCCGAGCAGCCAUUGAUACCGUUCAAAAUGCUCAAGGCCGAUGUGGGCUUUGUCCUUGGAGCGGUAGCCUGUGGAUGGGGAUCUUUCGGUAUCUGGACUUGGUUUCUCUGGAAAUAUCUCCUUGGCAUCAAGAACGACUCUCCACUGGAUGCCGCAUUGCACGUGGUUCCUAUCGUGCCAGUCGCCUUACUUGCUUCAAUUCUGACAGCGUGGAUGAUGCGGAAGUGUCGGCCUGCCUGGACUCUUUUCUGGGCCUUGGUGGCAUUUACGUUGGGGCCCCUUUUACUGGCAAUCUACCCUGAUAUCGACAAGACAAGUUACUGGACCUUCACAUUUAUCAGCUUACUCGUAAUGCCGUUUGGCAUGGACAUGUCAUUUCCCGCCGCCACCCUGGUCAUGUCGAAUUUCUUUCCACCACACAUGCAAGGAGUGGCGGGCAGUCUUAUUAGCACGACGGUCAACUACUCCAUUUCUCUAGGCCUUGGGCUUGCAUCCACCGUCGAAGUCAAUAUCAACAAACACACCGAGACCCGGUUGGCUGGAAUUCGUGGAGGAUGGUAUAUGGGUGUUGGGCUGGGCGGCCUUGGUACAAUAAUAUGCAUGGCGUUUGUGGUAAAGUCUAUAUUUUACCCUUCGUCACCACUUCCAAAGGGUCCACCUGGAGGAUCGGGCGUGCAGAUGGCUCAAGCACCACCCAACGGCCGUGUUCUGGAGAUGGAGCCUCGCAAAGGAAGCGAUACUGCCAUUUUGAGCCCAAGCUCGACUAUCGUUCCUGACAGGAUAGGCUCGAUGAGCCCAGAAAGACGAGAUCACGGCUUUUUGAAGAAAUUUAAUUUUGAAAUGUCUCCAAGAACUUCUAUGAUGAAUUCACCGCGAUCAUCCUUCAUCAACGGCUUUCAGUCGCGUACAAAGACAAAGCAACAACAGGGAGAACGCACAAAAUACUACCACAGCGUCACCAAAAAGGAACAUCACUCCCGCAGCGAGAGUACUCAGCACAUUCUACCGCCGUUUGGAUCCGAUUCGAGAUCCAACGCCCACACACCUUGGCAGAAAAUCCCGUCGUCUCCUUCGGGCCCGGCGAUGCGCCUGCCUACUGAGCCACCAACAGCCCUGCUUCGAUCUAAGGCAACCUUUGAGAGUCUUGACGCUGAUCAGCCAGGCCCAAGCGUGGAUGAGGACAAGGAUGGCUGGACUCACCAUAGUCGCAAUAAAUCAGACAGAACAAUAGUCGAUGGCUAUGUGUGUGGACGAUCACCACCACAAAGGUAUAGGCGAACUUCAGAUGCUGAUAGAGACCAGGAUGGAUUUCGGCUCGACAGCCCCGUUGUGGUGCCUCGGGGUAUGCUGGGUGAUCAAUUUUGA
Messenger RNA from Exophiala bonariae, 2304 nucleotides. RefSeq lists its product as uncharacterized. NCBI's taxonomy places the organism in Eukaryota, Fungi, Ascomycota, Eurotiomycetes, Chaetothyriales, Herpotrichiellaceae. Gene Ontology annotation, cellular component: membrane. Gene Ontology annotation, molecular function: transmembrane transporter activity. Gene Ontology annotation, biological process: transmembrane transport. The transcript has a single exon. Bases 1 to 2304 code for a protein of 767 amino acids. The record is from RefSeq and is a predicted model, not a curated record.